CUCAUUAAGCAUUUCAACUUAUUGGAAAGCGGAAGUAAAAAAUAGUUUUAAAAAAUUAAGGAGUGCAAACUGAAAAGUAAAAAAUAAAGGUGAAAAAUGUCGCGAAAUCAACUGCCAGACUCAUCUUCGUCACCGCCCAUAAGUCACUUGCCCUUUCACAACUUUGACGAUGACCUUAUAAACGAUCUGCCCUCCUGCAUAUAUGCGGGUCAGCAUCAGGGAGGCAGUGCUCCCGGAGGAGGUUCCGGCGGAGGAAAUACCAACUCCGGACUACGGCUCAGCUCAAGCAAUCUACGGCACAUGCAACAACAUUAUCUGCAACACAGUGGAGAAAACCUUCUUGAUUCUUCCACCAACCCUAUGGGGGUGCACAAUUCUGGCGGUGGAGGUGCUCCCCUUAUUUGCAAUAGUCCCAGUGCCAGCAGCAGUGGGGGAGGCGGCGGCAACGGAGGUGCUGGGACACCCGGCGGAGUCGGCUCUAAUCCUGGAUAUGGUCCUGUGGGGGGAGCCAGUGCAGCCUCGAGCUACAAAAUGCAGCGACAAGCGGCCAAUGUGCGGGAGAGGAAACGCAUCCAGAGGUCCGCACCAACUGGUAGCAUUAAUUCCGCCUUUGAUGAGCUGAGGGUGCAUGUGCCCACUUUUCCGUACGAGAAGCGUCUGAGUAAGAUCGACACUCUGCGUCUGGCCAUAGCCUACAUAUCCUUGCUGAGGGAAGUGCUCCAAACCGACUAUGAUCCUCUCACUUACGUGGAGAAGUGUCUGCGGGGAGAGAUCAAAGCAGAUCGCGCCAAUUGGAACACAAGUGAUCUCACCGCUCGCUUGUCCUGGAUCAACUGGGAGAACUUGGGCGUGCAUCCAGGCCGAAGGACAUUGCUCACCUCGCUGGCUCUGUCAUCAGAGCCCAUGUGUGGAGCCCACUGCGGAAUGCCAUAGGAAGUAACAGGCCUAGCCUCCUUCCAUUGCUAAAAGCAGUAGAACCCAUCUGAAAUUGAUCUUCCUUGAAGAAGCCAAAGUCUUCCCCAUC
This is a messenger RNA of Drosophila ananassae, 1024 nucleotides long. RefSeq lists its product as uncharacterized. Lineage: Eukaryota; Metazoa; Arthropoda; Insecta; Diptera; Drosophilidae. Gene Ontology annotation, molecular function: RNA polymerase II transcription regulatory region sequence-specific DNA binding; protein dimerization activity; DNA-binding transcription factor activity, RNA polymerase II-specific. The transcript has 5 exons. The record is from RefSeq and is a predicted model, not a curated record. Gene Ontology annotation, biological process: developmental process; regulation of transcription by RNA polymerase II. Bases 97 to 933 code for a protein of 278 amino acids.